Rattus rattus (black rat) is the source of this 1255-nucleotide messenger RNA. It is a transcript of the gene C2H11orf16, whose product is annotated as chromosome 2 C11orf16 homolog. The record is from RefSeq and is a predicted model, not a curated record. The coding region runs from base 70 to 732 and encodes 220 amino acids. NCBI's taxonomy places the organism in Eukaryota, Metazoa, Chordata, Mammalia, Rodentia, Muridae. The transcript has 6 exons.
CAGAGACUGGGUGGGACAAGGCUGAGGUCUAGGCCAGAUUUGCACUUUUAGGUGGGCACUCUGAAAGCCAUGCAGCCCUCUACCAGGCCUGGGCUGCCGCUGCCCAAAUGCUGCAGUGUGGCCACAACCGUGAAAGCCCCUGACCUGCAUGGUGCGGUGCCACCCUGGGACAAGUCCGUCGCCUGUCCCUUUGCCACACAAGCAGCCUGGCUGCCCACACACUGCACAGUCACCAGGUGUGGUUCCUGUUGCCCAUGUUUUCACACUGCUGACCGGCAGUGGCCGGGGCUCAGCUGGCUGGGAAGAGUCGGAGAUACUGCUGGCUCCUGGGUCCUGGCCAGAAAGGAGCAGGAUGGCUUUUAUUAUCUGGCUCAGAUAAAGGCUGCACCGGAGCUGGAGAAGCGGGGGGCCCUGGUUGUGGAAUUUGAGGCACCCCUUGUCACUGAUGUAAAGCUGCCAGCCCAGCAGCGGAGAGUGGUGUUUCCAGAGGAUGUCAUUCAGUUUUCACCAUCUGUGCCACACUCACUGCAGCUGGGAGACAAGGUGCUGGCACCCUGGGGACCGGAGCAACAGCAGUAUGGCCCGGGCACUGUUCUCUUGGGCUUGAAGAAACAAAAAGGACAAAGAGCAUCUAAAGAAAAAGAAAUCCCUGUUCACUUCUGGAAUGGCAAGACAGCUAAGGUGCCUCUGGACAGGGUCAGGAAGUUAAAGGAUCACGAAGUAAACGCUUGAAAAGAGUAACCCCAAAGAAUAGUUGACAAAGGAACAGAGGAGGCUGAGCGGUGGCAGACAAGAGUGCCUAAGAGCAACCGCUCUGCGGAGACCUGCAGGAAAGCGGCAUCUGGAAGAACGUGCUGUGCCUGCACACAAAUGGGUGGCCAUGCCUUAGAACGCCUGGCCAGUGCCCUGAGGAACUGCUCAGGACACCUAUUCACAGAGGGACAGGCACGCCCACUGCUCUGGGCAAAGGCAUCCCAUUUGUACUGUCUUCUUACAAAGCCUACAGCUGUACAUGGGAAACACUGUCUUUCUGGUUUUUUUUUUUUUAAAGAUUUACUUAUUAUAUACAAGUACACUGUAGCUGUCUUCAGACACACCAGAAGAGGGCAUUGGAUCCCAUGGUUGUGAGCCACCAUGUGAUUGCUGGGAUUUGAACUCAGGACCUCUGGAAGAGUAGUCAGUGCUCUUAACCUCUGAACCAUCUCACCAGUCUAUCUUUCUUUCUUUUUAAUACCAAUAAAGUGAAUUAUUUUUA